UUAAAUUACAUUUUCAAGAUAAUGGUUUUUUUCUAAAUGAAUGUGAGGUUAAACUAAUAUAAAUCAGACAGAGUUUAUUUAUGAAUUUAUUUAUUUCUUUCACAAUUUACAAAACAUCAAGAGGGUGUUCAAAUAUUUUUUUUUUCAUUCGUUUGCUUGAAAAUUUAUGCGUAUUUUGUUUUAUCAGUAAUGGCAAAUUCUAGAGCUGGCCAAAAAUCCAGAACGAUUGGAGCACAGAAAGGAAUACAUAAUGGAACCUGCAUACAAAGAUAAGCCUCAUUGUAUGAAUGGAUACCCUUUAAAUGUGUUAAAAUUUUCCGACGAUGACAAGAUUAUAAUUCAAAAUGAAGAGCUGAAGGAAAUGUUGCAGCAUCCAAAAGUUAAAUUCCGAAAAAUUGUGCCAUUUUCAAUUAUUGGAGCUUACAGGAAAGGAAAAAGCUUUCUUUUGGAUUAUUGCUUAAGAUACCUUUAUGCACAUUACCCUUCAAUUAAUUGUCCUAAUUUAAUAAAUCCCGAUAAUUGGAUGGGCGCAAAGGAUGAACCUUUAAGGGGAUUUUCAUGGCGUUCAGGAGCAACACGUGACACAACCGGAAUCAUUGUAUGGAGUGACGUAUUUCUUCAUAAUUGUGAAAUGACGGGAGAAAAAAUUGCAAUUAUUGUGAUGGAUACUCAAGGACUUUUUGAUACCUUAACAACCGCAACUGGCAAUUCAAGAAUUUUCGCUUUAGGAACUCUUAUUUCUUCAAUACAAGUUUUAAAUUUAUCAGGUGUCGUUCAAGAGGACCAAUUGCAAUACUUACAGUUUGCAACGGAAUUUGCGAAAUUUGCAGCCGCAGACAAAAAUGAAUUAAACGCAAAACCAUUUCAGAAUUUGAUGUUUCUUGUUAGAGACUGGGUCAACUGGAAAGACCACGAUUAUGGUCUAGAGGGAGGAUCAACCUAUUUGAAUACUUUUCUUGAAAUAAAGCCACACCAAAAAGAUGAAUUGAAGUCUGUUCGGCAGUUUAUCAAAGAAUCUUUCGAGGAGUUAACCUGCAGCCUCCUUCCUCAUCCAGGAGACAGAGUUAUUGGUAAUAAGAAAAAUCAGCAAAUGUAUGAUGGAAACUGGGGUGAGAUGGAUGAAGAAUUCGUCAAAGAACUUGCUAUUCUCAUAGAUCAUCUUUUGAAACCUGAAAGAUUAGUUUUGAAAAAAGUAAAUCAAAAUAAACUUCAAGCAGCUGAAUAUUUUGGUUACCUUGAUGAGUAUUUUCAUUUAUUUCAAUCUGAAGAAAUUCCUGAGGCAAAAACAAUUUACGAAAUAACAGUAGAUAAAAAUAUGAAUACUCUUAUUGACUCAUGCUAUGACCAAUAUGUCCAGAACAUUUUUCAAAACGAGGAAUUAAUCGAAACAUCUGAUCAAAUUGUAAUAGUCCACAGAAUGAGCAAAAAUGAUGCGCUAUUACUUUAUAAAACAUCGAAAAAAAUGGGAAAUAAAAACCAUGAUUUAAAAUUUAAAGAUAUUUUGAGUCUAAAGAUUGAAGAAUAUUACAAAAGCUGGUUAAAUACGUCGGAAACAAACUUAAAAGAAAUUGAAGAGCAAAAAGAAAAGACUCGUAAACUGUUUCAAGAAAAGCAUGAAUAUCAACUGCAGAUGAUAGAUGAUGAGAAAGCAGCCUUAGAGGAAAUGCUAAAAGAAAUGGAAUCAGAAAAUAAAUCAAUUAUUGAACGAGAAGAAAAGCUUUAUAAAGAAAAGAUAGAGAAAGAAAAAUUAAAAGUCGAAAGCAGAAUUAAGAAAGCUAUUAAAGAACUUGAAAUUGAGAUGGAAAACUGUAAAAUUUCAAUUGAAAAAGAAAAGACAACAACAACUAAAAAGCUUUAUGAAGAAAAACAUAGACUCGAGCAGGAAUUAGAAAUUCUUAAAACAAAUGCAGAAGUUCAAUUAGCUGAAAAAGGAAGACAAAUUGACAAUGUAAAGAUUUCAAAGGAUAGAGAGGUUCUCGCAUUAAGAACAAAAGAACAAAACAAUAGAAUAGCUGCGAAGGAAGCAGAACAAGAAAGACAAGAUGCAAUAAAGAAAAAAAUGCAAGCUGAAAUUGAUAGAGAUAAGUUUGAAAAGCUUUAUGCUGAAGAAGCAAAAAAACCAUAUUGGCGAUCUUCAAACAUUUACUCAGAACUUCCUGCUCCUACAGCCGUUCUUGCAGGACACGAUUCGGAUGAAUAUCCUGUAUAUGUGGGAAUGGCAAUCUGUGGUGAUACUCAAUAUCCAGCUAAUGUUAUUCCAGAUAAAAGUUUAUGUUUCAUUUCAAAUGAUGGUAAAGAAUACUCUAGAGAUGAAUAUUAUGUCCUGUGUGGAGAUUGCUAUUCUUGGAAGAGAUCAACAGAUGGAACAGUUCCAGAUAGAGCUGUAUGGAGUGGAUAUACAGAAGAAAAUGAUUUCAUUUAUGUUGCGCGUGCAAAGCAAAAUAAUAGCUGGAUUGUAGGAAAGGUUAUUCAAAAUCAAAAUUUCAUAACAGUUCCAUAUAAAAAAAAGGAAGUAGUAUUGCGGACAUUUGAUUACCUAGUCAGGACAACUUAGAAUAUUAAAGAAAGAUAAAUUUUAAAUUUUUAUCAAAAUAAAAAAUUAUUGAUUAUUUGAUAUUUAUUGCAAUUUCAAUGUUGUGAAAUGUAAAAUUAAAUGAAU
Messenger RNA from Chironomus riparius, 2659 nucleotides. NCBI's taxonomy places the organism in Eukaryota, Metazoa, Arthropoda, Insecta, Diptera, Chironomidae. The record is from the annotation of a GenBank genome assembly.